Nannizzia gypsea CBS 118893 is the source of this 1272-nucleotide messenger RNA. Its product is annotated as aspartate aminotransferase. Gene Ontology annotation, cellular component: mitochondrion. NCBI's taxonomy places the organism in Eukaryota, Fungi, Ascomycota, Eurotiomycetes, Onygenales, Arthrodermataceae. The record is from RefSeq and is a predicted model, not a curated record. Bases 1 to 1272 code for a protein of 423 amino acids. Gene Ontology annotation, molecular function: pyridoxal phosphate binding; L-aspartate:2-oxoglutarate transaminase activity. The transcript has 6 exons. Gene Ontology annotation, biological process: L-aspartate catabolic process; biosynthetic process.
AUGCUCUCUCGGAUAGCUGGCCGGGCGGUCGUGGGCAGACGCCUGCUUGUCGCCGGUGCAAGACAGUCCUCGACCUGGGGUGCCGUGCCCCAGGGACCUCCAGACGCCAUUCUGGGCAUCACGGAAGCCUUCAAGGCCGACUCCUUCAAGGACAAGAUCAACCUCGGCGUGGGUGCCUACCGAGACGACAAGGGCAAGCCAUACGUGCUGCCCUCCGUCAAGGCCGCCGAGUCCAAGGUGGUCUCCUCCAGCCUCGACAAGGAGUACGCUGGCAUCACCGGCAUCCCAGCCUUUACCGCCUCCGCAGCCAAACUCGCCUACGGAGCCGACAGCCAGCUCAUCCGCGACGACCGCGUAGCCAUCACCCAGACCAUCUCGGGAACCGGUGCCCUGCGCGUAGCCGCUGCCUUCAUCCAGCGCUUCUACCCUCACUCCAAGACCAUCCACAUCCCCACGCCCAGCUGGGCCAACCACGCUGCCGUCUUCAAGGAUGCCGGCCUCACCGUCGAGAAGUACAGAUACUACGACCAGAAAACCAUCGGGCUCGACUUUGAUGGCCUGCUGCAGGACAUGAAGAACGCAGACGAGAAGAGCGUCUUCCUGCUGCAUGCCUGUGCUCACAACCCGACCGGCGUCGACCCGACCCAGGAGCAGUGGAAGCAGAUUGCGCAGGUCAUGAAGGAGAAGGGCCACUUUGCUUUCUUCGACAUGGCUUAUCAGGGCUUUGCUAGUGGUGACAUCCACCGUGACGCUUUUGCUUUGAGAUACUUUGCUGAGCAGGACAUGCCUCUACUCCUGUGCCAGAGUUUCGCAAAGAACAUGGGCCUCUAUGGUGAGCGAGUAGGAGCUUUCUCCGUUGCUUGUGCAUCCGCCGAAGAGAAAAAGCGCGUCGACUCGCAGAUCAAGAUCCUCGUUCGACCGCUCUACUCUAACCCCCCCGUCCACGGUGCUCGCAUCGCAUCCGCCAUCAUGAACGACCCGGCCCUGAACGAGCAGUGGCUGGCUGAGCUCAAGGCCAUGGCCGACCGCAUCAUCGAGAUGAGAGCCCUGCUCAAGGAGAACCUCGAGAAGCUCGGCAGCAAGCACGACUGGAGCCAUAUCACCUCCCAGAUCGGCAUGUUUGCCUACACCGGCCUCAAGCCAGACCAGAUGGAGAAGCUUGCUAAGGAGCACUCCGUGUAUGCCACCAAGGACGGCCGUAUCUCUGUUGCCGGCAUCACCUCUGAGAACGUCAAGCGUCUUGCCGAGUGCAUCUACAAGGUCACCGGCUAG